UAUCCGCGCGGGUCAUGAUCUGCCACGCGACGGACAAUGUACGGUGUCGUGAACCCCAUUGCACAUAUUCUCGAGAUGCCAUACACGCUUCAAGUUGCGACGCGGGCGCGCAUUGGAAUCGAUAGGCUUGGGCGUUGGGCGACAAGGAAAUCUAGACUGCGCACUCGCGUCGACGAUGAUCGCCCGUGCACAUGGCUUCUUACAUCGACCGCUACUUAAGGCCAAUCCCUUUUUCGACAUAGCUCGUCGACGACGCCCCUCUUGUCCUCAGGGUCGCCCCUGCCGUCUUUUGAGUACCUCGCUUUCGCUUCCGCCCUUGUCACGACAUGUCUCUCGCCGCCGCUCACCUUUCCGAGAAGGCGCCUCGCACCAGGGGCGUCUCUGCCAUGCACUUCAAGAGCGCGACUACUGGUGUCGCGACCAAGAACAUGCGAAAUGAGCUCAACAGACUCGUGAACACCGUCUCAGACCCCGCGACGAGAAAGGCGUUCGACACGGAGAUGCAGUCCUUCUUCUACCUCUUCACUCGCUACCUCGCCGAAAAGGCUCAGAACAAGGAGAUCGAUUGGGAACGCAUCAAAUCUCCCGCUGCAGACCAGAUCGUCUCAUACGAUGACUUGCCCGCUACCACGGACCCCAAGAGUCUGGACAGGCUCGCCGUCCUUAAGGUCAACGGGGGUCUUGGGACAUCCAUGGGAAUGACCGGCGCAAAGAGUGCCCUCGAGGUCAAGGACGAUAUGACUUUCCUCGAUCUCACCGUGCGACAGAUAGAGCACCUCAACACCACCUAUCGCGUCGACGUGCCCCUGAUACUCAUGACAUCCUUCAAUACUCAUGACGACACUCUCCGCAUCAUCAAGAAGUACGCAAACCAGCAGCUUCGCAUUACAACAUUUAACCAAUCGCGUUACCCUCGCAUCGACAAAGAAACACUUCUGCCUCUUCCCCGCUCUGCGACGGACGACAAGUCCAAGUGGUACCCACCCGGUCAUGGUGACUUGUACAACGCCCUAUUGCACUCGGGCGUGCUCGACCAGCUUCUGGCUGAGGGUAAGGAAUACCUCUUUGUAUCCAACUCGGACAACUUGGGUGCUGUCGUCGAUCAGAAGAUCUUGCAACACAUGAUCGACACGAAUGCAGAGUUCAUUAUGGAGGUGACAGACAAGACUAAGGCUGACGUCAAGGGCGGUACCCUCAUUGAUUAUGAGGGGAACGUUCAAUUGCUCGAAAUCGCCCAAGUACCGUCGGAACACGUCGAGGAUUUCAAGUCUGUUCGUAAGUUCAAGAUCUUCAACACGAACAACCUGUGGAUCAACCUGAAGGCGCUCAAGCGCAUCAUGGAGAACGAAGGCAUGGAACUCGAGAUCAUCGUCAACCCCAAAGUUACAGAGGAUGGCGUCUCGGUCAUUCAACUGGAGACCGCCGCGGGUGCGGCCAUCCGCCACUUCAAGAACGCACGCGGCAUCAACGUGCCCAGGAGCCGGUUCUUGCCUGUGAAGAGCUGUUCCGACCUUCUGCUCAUCAAGAGCGACGUCUACUCGCUUGAACACGGCGAACUUGUGAUCAACGAAAACAGGAUGUUUGGCACGACGCCUGUUAUCAAGCUAGGCGACCACUUCAAGAAGAUCGCGCAGUUCCAGAAACGGUUCAAGAAGAUACCCAAGAUCAUUGAGCUCGACCAUCUGACGGUCACUGGCGACGUGUAUUUCGGCCGAAAUGUGACUCUCAGAGGCACUGUCAUCGUUGUUGCAAACGAGGGUCAGCGUAUCGAUAUCCCCGACGGUUGCGUGCUGGAGAAUAGGCUUCUAUCUGGAAACUUGACGAUGACUGAACUAUAAAUGGUGUCCUAUAUACCCACGUACGAUACUCCUCGCUACAUCUGGCUCCGCGUUAGGUUUCAGCGUGCUGUGCUAAUACACUAUCGUCGCCGUAAGCUCAUCGCCUAUAUCUGUUAUCGGACGAAGGGAUGC
Messenger RNA from Dichomitus squalens LYAD-421 SS1, 1970 nucleotides. RefSeq names its product UTP-glucose-1-phosphate uridylyltransferase. The coding region runs from base 327 to 1838 and encodes 503 amino acids. Lineage: Eukaryota; Fungi; Basidiomycota; Agaricomycetes; Polyporales; Polyporaceae. The transcript is spliced from 10 exons. Gene Ontology annotation, cellular component: cytoplasm. Gene Ontology annotation, molecular function: UTP:glucose-1-phosphate uridylyltransferase activity. Gene Ontology annotation, biological process: UDP-alpha-D-glucose metabolic process; glycogen metabolic process. The record is from RefSeq and is a predicted model, not a curated record.